Perca flavescens (yellow perch) is the source of this 1176-nucleotide messenger RNA. Its product is annotated as deoxynucleoside triphosphate triphosphohydrolase SAMHD1. The record is from RefSeq and is a predicted model, not a curated record. Lineage: Eukaryota; Metazoa; Chordata; Actinopteri; Perciformes; Percidae. Gene Ontology annotation, biological process: dGTP catabolic process; regulation of innate immune response; defense response to virus. Gene Ontology annotation, molecular function: dGTPase activity. The transcript is spliced from 11 exons. Bases 1 to 1062 code for a protein of 353 amino acids. Gene Ontology annotation, cellular component: nucleus.
AUGUUUGACCAUCUGGUGGAAUCUAAUAAUCUGGAGCUGGAGAUGGAGGACCAUGGUCUGAUUCUGCCCGAGGACAUGGAUUUCAUCAAAGCGAUGAUUGAAGGACUGAAGGACCGUAAACCAGUCCAGUGGCCAUAUAAUGGUCGACCAAAGGAAAAAUCCUUCCUCUAUGAAAUCGUGGCCAACAAAAGCAACGGCAUUGAUGUGGACAAGUUUGACUACUUUGCCAGGGACUGCUACCACCUGGGCAUGAAGAACAACUUUGACCAUCUCCGCUUCAUACAGUUUGCCAGAGUGAUUAAAGUGGAAAAAGACGGGCUGAAUCACAUCUGCAGUAGAGACAAGGAGGUGGCCAAUCUGUAUGACAUGUUCUACACCAGGAACUGUCUCCACAGAAGAGCCUGCCAGCACAGAGUGAACACGAUCAUUCAGUAUAUGAUCGCAGAGGCCUUUUUAGAAGCAGACGGGCAUAUCAAGAUUAAAGGCUCAAGAGGGAAAGAGUUCACUCUCUCUACAGCCAUAGAUGACAUGGAGGCCUACACCAAGCUGACAGAUCAUGUGUUUGAACAAAUACUCGAGCUGGAUGAGGCAAAACUGGCUGAGGCAAAGAAGAUUCUAAAAAGGAUCAUCUCUCGAGACCACUACAGGUUUCUGGGUGAAACCAAGCCUAGACAAGUCCCAACCAGGGUGUGCAUUAAUGAGAGGAAACGUCGUUGGAAAGAGGAAUUGGCUGCAGCCGUCCCUGAGGGAGGCGAUGGGGGUGUCACACUGACAGCAGAGGACUUUGUAGUUCUAGUCGCUACUUUUGACUAUGGAAUGAAAGACAAGGACCCCAUCAAUAAUGUGUAUUUCUACAACAAGAUAAACCCUGACAUAGCAUUCAACAUCACCAGAGACCAGGUGUCCAAGCUUCUCCCAGCAUGCUUUUCUGAGCAGCUGAUCAGGGUUUACAGUAAGAAGACUGAUGACCAGAGUGUGGAGGCUGCCAGGAAUCACUUGGUCAAGUGGUGUGAAGAUAAGGGCUUGCCAAACCCUCAGUAUGGAGAAAUUGCAGCACCGUAAUUCAUCCCUGGGGGAAAUAUCCACAACAAUCCACCGGACGUUUUGGAAAAUAGAGAUUAAAAGUGAAAAAAGAAAUCACACACUCCCUGCUACUUAUAGUUUAGUUUAUUAAGG